AUGCCCCUCAUGUAAGGAGUAAUUUCGUCAUUUUGGAACACCCUUGCUUAACUUCGUUAUCUCAAUCCCAAACGCCCCCUCUCUCUUUCCUGUGCAAGGAGACGGAAACCUGAAUCAUCAUCGGUGAACGGCCACCAAUGCUUCCUAGAUUUCCUCCUCUUUCGAUUCACUACAUCCUCAUUCUAGAUUCCUCAAUGCUCCCUAGAUCUCCCUCAGAUCUAAUGCUGUAGCAAGCAAACCCCUAUUUUCCUCCCAAAUUUGCAGGUUGCUGGAAAAUCAGACUCAGUGUUGGAAAAUGGAUUUUGUUAGUCCAAUUAUCGGUCCUAUUGUUGAAUCUUUGUUGGUCCCUGUUAAGAAACACUUGGGUUUCUUGGUAUCCUCAACAAAGUAUGUUAAGGAUAUGAUCAAGAAAAUGGAUCAACUAGAAGUCACAAGGAAAGAAGUUCAAGAUGAAAAGGACAAGGCAGUUGUACACACAGAAGUAGUACCUGCUCAUGCGGAGCCAUGGCUGAAAGAAGUUGAAAAUUUAAAUGAAAAACGUAAUUUAAUAGAAGCAACCGGAUGCUUCAACGUGACAAAGAGAUACAAAGUAGGAAAACAGGCUUAUGGUAUUCUCGAGGAGAUAAAAGAUCUCGAAAAUCAAAAAUCCAACAUCGUGUUUACUCAUGAAAAAAUACCUCUUGCUGAGGUUCGUUCUACUCCUAUUGGGUCAUCCACCUCUGCACCGGUUCCUAUGGGUACCCAAAACAACUUCGAGUCCAGAGUUUCCGUAUUCAAUGAUGCACUGCAAGCCCUUCAAUCAAAUAACGAGUCCCAAAAGAUGAUUGCUUUAUGUGGGAUGGCUGGUGUCGGCAAGACCACAAUGAUGGAACAGCUAAAGAAGGCUGUGGAAGAUUCAGGAACAUUCGAUUGGGUCGUGAAGGUGGUUAUUGGGGAAAACAACGACCUAAAAUCUCUUCAACAAGCUAUUGCAGAAUACAGUGGUGAGCGUUUAGAUGAAACAACUGUAGAUGCGAGGGCUGAUCGUCUUCGUAAGAUGUUUGAGGCGAAGUCACAACAAGGCCAAAAGAAGAAUUUGGUAAUAAUGGAUGAUAUUUGGAAGAAAGUCGAUCUCACUAAAGUUGGACUAAGUCCUCUACCAAAUGGGUUCAAGUUGUUGUUUACAUCACGAUUUGAAGAUGUUUGCCAUAAUAUGAGGGUUCAAGUUGUUUUUAGAGUACGUGUUUUAAGUGACACAGAAGCAACAACUUUGUUUUUUGAAACUCUGGGACCAUUUCCUUCGGGUGGUGAUGAUGACAAACGUCAAAGAACAGGAGAAGCUAUUGUGAAGAAAUGCAGUGGGCUGCCGAUUGCCAUAGUGACAAUUGCCAUAACUCUUCGCGGCAAAAUAGUCAAGGCAUGGGAAAAGGCACUUCGGCGUUUAGAGAGAGAUGAUCUUGAAGACCUCAAAAGCAUCACAAAUAGCAUAUUUAAGAUGAGCUAUGAAAAUCUGGAAAAGGACGAGGAUAAAGCAAUUUUUCUUCUUAGUGGCUUAUUUCCAGAUGAUUUCAAUAUUCGUACAGAGGACUUGUUAAGGUACGGAUGGGGAUUAAGUAUUUUUAAAGAUGACGAGACUUUCGCAACAACGAGAAGCGAUAUGGAGAUUUGUGUUGAGAAUCUCAUACGUGCAAACUUGCUGACCAAAAGUGAUGAGAACGGGUGUGUCAAAAUGCAUGAUCUUGUGCGUGCUUUUGUUUUAAGUAAUUUUUCAAAAGUCAAACAAGCUUCAAUUGCCAACCUCGACAACAUAUCAGCGAAGCGCCUUGCAAAAAACCCUUAUGAAAGAAUUCUAUUAAAGUGGGCAGGUAUGUCUGGAUUUCCUUCAGACAUUAACUACACAAGCCUCUCACUUUUGAUUUUAAUGGAUGGGUAUGAGCUCUCUAAGUUUCCAGAAGACAUGGCCAAAAUAAUGAAAAAACUUGAGGUUGUGUCUUAUGAGAAUAUGGGUAUUCCUGUGCUUCCGAAGACAUUCGAACACUCAACCAAACUUCGAACACUAUGUCUCCGUUCAUGCUCGUUGACGGGUGAUAUCUCUUCUCUUGGAAAUCUUUGCAACUUGGAAACACUGAGCCUUGUUGAGUGUAACAUAACAAAGUUGCCAUCAGCGAUUGGGAAGCUGAAAAAGCUAAAGUUGUUAGAUUUGAGUGGAUGUGUGGACCUUAAUAUUGAUGAAGGUGUAUUACAAGACUUGAAGGACAGUCUUGAAGAGCUUUAUAUGAGAGCUUUAAAAGGUAGCCCUGUUAAGUUUACACUUGCCAAUUGUGACGAAUUAGAGAAGCUUUCACAUGGUCUUUUUGCUUUAGAGACAGAGUUCAUUGUGAAUAAGCCUAACCUGAAAAAUAUGUCCUUUAAGAACCUUGAAAGGUUCAGGAUAUCUAUAGGUUGUGAGUUGAAAAACAAUGAAAAAUAUUCAUUCAGAAACACACUAAAUCUUGUUGUUGAGUGCAACGAGCUUAAAGAAUGCAAUAUGAGGGACCUAUUUGAAAGAACAGAGGAACUUCGAUUACAAGUGAAGUAUAUGAUGCAUCUUCAAGAUGUUUCAUUGGAUAAAAAAUUUUCCCAGUUAAGAUUCCUUCAUAUUUCAAAGUGUGAAGAAUUGGCAUACCUCUUUACAGUUGAUGUGGCAAAUGGUUUGAAGCAGCUUGAGCGGCUGACAAUUUCCGAGUGCCCUGUUUUGAAAGCACUUAUUGGUAGGAAUAGUGGAGUUGGAGUAGUAACAUUAAAGAAGUUGAAGUUUAUGUCUUUGGAGAAUCUACCAGAGAUGGUAAGUUUGUGUGACAAUGUUAUCCAAUUACCAGAAAUGACAGAGCUAAGACUUGAUGGCCUUCCCAACUUCACAAGCAUUUAUCCAGAUACUACUUCUACUUCUCCAAUGCAAUCAUUAUUCAACAAAGAGGAUGUGACUCCUAAGUUGGAGAAAUUAGAUAUUUCUAAGAUGAAGAAGUUGAAGCAAAUAUGGCCGUUUCAAAAAUCUACUUGUGAGAAAGAUGAAGUUUCCACGCUGCUGAGACAAGUUAGAGUGAGAGGAUGUGAUAGGCUUACAAAUCUUUUUCCAAGAAAUCCAUUUCCAUUAUUGAAUCAGUUAGAAGAGGUUGUAGUUUACAUGUGUGGUUCCAUUGAAGUGUUAUUCAACAUCGACUUCGAAAGUGUUUGUGAAAUGGGGAAACACAGUAGUAGCAGAUUAAGAAAGGUUGAAGGGAAUGGAUUAAGCAAGCUAAAAGAGUUGUGGAGGUUUGAAGGCGUAAAUGAAUCUCAUACCCUCGUCAACAGCUUUAAAGAAGUACAAACCAUUGACAUAGAAGGUUGUGCCAACUUUAAAGAUAUAUUCACACCUACCACAACCAAUUUUGAUUUGGGGGCACUUACCUUUUACCAUUCGGCCCAUAAUAGUGGUGCUUUGGAAGAAAGAGAAAGAACGAAUAAAAUGAUUGAGAGUAAUCACGAGAUUAAUGUCAUACCAGAAGUUGAUGAUUACAUUCCAGAUGUCACAUACCCAUCUUAUCUUCUCCGCACAUGUCAUCACCUUCAACAUCUUGAUUUAUUGGGAGAUGAAAGGGUGGAGGAGGUGGUGUUUGAUAUGGAUAGUCCAACAAGUAGUAGACAAUUAGCAACAAUUCAACCGCCACUACUACUUCCCUACCUUCAAAGCAUACGCCUACGGUCUUUAAAGAAGAUGAGUCAUGUGUGGAAGUGCAAUUCGAAUAGAUUCUUAAUUCGUCAUCAUCCACCUUUGCAAUUUCCAUUCCAAAACCUCACACACAUAUACUUGGAAUGGUGUGCCAAAAUAAAGUACUUGUUGUCUCCUCUUAUGGCAAAAUAUUUAUCCAACUUAAAGAGUGUGUAUAUUUAUGGUUGUGAUGGUAUGGAAGAAGUUAUUUCGAGAAGAGAUGAUGAAAUUACAACAUCUACAUCAGCAUCUUCUUAUCAAGACACCACAUUCUUUCCUCAUUUGGACACCCUGGAGCUUCGAAAUCUCCCAUGUCUAAAGUGUAUCGAUGAUGAAAAGAAUAGUUGGAGUAGGAGCAACAAAAUUUCUUCUAGUGUUACUAAUACCAUUCAUGAUCACCUCCAGAGUGCUCAAGUAACCGGCUCUUAUUGGUCCUUGUGCCAAUACCCCACAAAGCUAUACAUAAGCAGGUGUGAUGCAUUGUCAAGUCUAAUUCCAUGGUAUGCAGCAAGACAAAUGAAAAGGCUUCAAGAGCUGGAAAUUGAAAAUUGCAGUAGGAUGAUGGGGGUAUUUGAAGGAAGUGGUGUUGGUACUUCACCAACAAGUCUACCUCUACAAAACAGUACCACUGUAGCUGUCCCUCAACUCACCAACUUAAAAACUGUGGUUAUCUAUGGGUGUGACCUUCUUCCACAUAUAUUCACAUUCUCCACUCUUAAAACUCUCAGUCAUCUCAAACAGUUGAAAGUAAAAAAAUGCGAGACAAUACAAGUGAUUGUAAAAGAAGGAAACAAAACGUCAUCAGAAGAAGAAGAAGUUGUGGUGUUUCCUAAUCUGGAGACGCUUGAACUUGACCGUCUACCAAAGCUCAAGAGUUUCUUCUUGGGAAUGAAUGACUUCCGAUGUCCCUCUUUGGUGAAUGUUAUGAUCAAUGAUUGCCCUCAAUGGGUGGCAUUUACAUCUGGUCAGUUGGAAACUCCAAAGCUCAAGUACAUACACACAAGCUUUGGCAAACAUAGUCUUGAAAGUGGCUUUAACUUUCAGACCACAUUCCCAACAUCUUCAAUAGGGAUGCCUUUAUCCUUUCAUAAUCUGAUAGAAAUUAAUAUAGAGAAGAGAGAUGUUGGAAGGACUAUUAUUCCAUCUCAUGCGCUGCCACAACUUGUAAAGCUUCAACAGAUUACUAUAGGAAAAGGAUGUGAUAGGCUAGAAGAGGUAUUUGAAGUAGUAGCAGUGGAAGGGAGUGGUUCAAGUGAAUCAAAAACGCUUGUUCCAAUUCCAAACCUAACACAAGUGAAGUUAGAAUGGGUAGAGGAUCUAAAGUAUUUAUGGAAGAGCAACCAAUGGAUGGAACUGGAGUUUCCAAACCUAACAACUCUCUCUAUUGAAUGGUGUGCGAACUUAGAACAUGUUUUUACAUGUUCCAUGGUUGGUAGUCUAGUGCAACUCCAAGACCUAAGUAUAAGAGAAUGCAGGAGUAUAGAGGUAAUUGUGAAGGAAGAAGAAGAAGAAUGGGAUGCCAAAGUAAAUGAGAUUAUCUUACCUCGUCUAAACUCCUUAAAGCUAGAUUAUCUUCCAAGUCUCAAGGGAUUUUGCUUAGGGAAGGGGGCUUUUUUAUUGUCAGCUUUGGAUACUUUAGAAAUCAAAAACUGCCGAUCAAUUACAAUUUUCACCAAGGGACACGUGUCUACCCCUCAGCUAAAAGUAAUAGAUACAGAUUUUGGGAUAUGUGAUGUAAGAACAGAUGUCAACUCCUUUAUAGAGGCCAAACUAGAAGAGGGGCGUAAAUUUUCUGCAUGGGCAUAAAUUCUAGAACGUGAAGAUCAUAUCAUAUGUUUAAUGUACAAGGCUUUGUAAGAUUGUUUGAUUCGGUUUGGUUCGACUUUGAUGCGGGUCCAAGUGUGGAGGAGCGGGCAUUAAAAUGGCUCUAACUUGGGCUACGGGGGUCCGUUUUAGGCGUCCGGGCCAAAAAACGCUUAUUUCUAUCAGUUAUUUAUCUUUUUAUGUUUUUUUCGGUGUUUUAGGCAUUUUGUUUUUCGGCUUGUGUUUGGCCCAUGGCCUUUUUGUGGCCCAUUUCGAAUUUCUGUCAUUAUUUAUAUGUUUCUCUUGUAAGUUGGAUGGUCAGACAUCAAUUUUGAAUGUACUCAAUUUUCACUUCAAA
Messenger RNA from Helianthus annuus (common sunflower), 5867 nucleotides. RefSeq names its product disease resistance protein At4g27190. The coding region runs from base 296 to 5512 and encodes 1738 amino acids. Gene Ontology annotation, molecular function: ADP binding; ATP hydrolysis activity. The transcript is spliced from 8 exons. The record is from RefSeq and is a predicted model, not a curated record. NCBI's taxonomy places the organism in Eukaryota, Viridiplantae, Streptophyta, Magnoliopsida, Asterales, Asteraceae.